CUGUGAGCCACCUAACACAAGUAGCGCAGCUCUUGUUUAGGCACAUAGUUAUAAUAGAUGUGACUUCUAUAAGGCGCAUAUUCACCCUGUGUAUGAUACUAUACAGUCGAUAUAGUAGCAGAUAACCACGUCCAAUGGCGGAAAGCGACCGCCCGCAGGAUGAACAAACCGUGACCAUCCUGCUUCUAGGAGACCCAGGAUGCGGGAAAUCGACUUUUCUUUCAAGCUUGAAAUCCAACCUUCGCAGACCACCCCAAGGACACAGAUUCCGUCCUGCAAAUAUUCAAGAAGGCCUUCUACGGGACAGUGACCAGCCGUUUCUCUAUGAUAUUCGCUUCUCAAAGAAGUCAUUCACCAUCGAAGCGUACGACACAGCGAGUCCCAAUCAACAUUGGUCUACCUUGCAGCCGGAUGUUGUCCUUCUAGCGUUUGAUAUUUCGAAUAGAGAAACCCUAGCUAAUCUUCGGGCUUGGCGAAAUGACAUAACCAGAUACUUUCAAUACGGGCAAGGAGAGCGCAUUCCCAUCAUGAUGGUUGGGUUGAAGAGAGACCUGAGAGUGGAAUGCGAGGAAAUAAUCUAUCCCCAAGAGUCGUAUCGGAUUGCGCAAGAGCUCCGUUGUGACCGAUAUGCGGAGUGCUCUGCUGUCACUGGAGAACUUCUAGCGGAGACGUUCGAAGAUAUUGCCCGGCUCGCAGGAAUGACGACCACUAAUGCUGGAGGCCAAACUGCUGGAGCCUGUGUUAUUCUGUGAUGCAUUGGAUGCCCCAUUUGAUAUUAUGCUUGGCUUGAUAAAGGGUGAUCUUCCUAAGCCCUUGGCGUCCCAUAGUCAUUGCUCAUGGGCUCGUUCGACAAUUAAACUUGGGAAUUAUAACUGCCGAAUUUCGAUGCGAUGGUCGUGGUACAAUCGUCCAAAGCACUACCGCUACCCCAGGUGGUC
Aspergillus sclerotioniger CBS 115572 is the source of this 938-nucleotide messenger RNA. Its product is annotated as putative Rho-like small GTPase. The coding region runs from base 135 to 752 and encodes 205 amino acids. Gene Ontology annotation, biological process: small GTPase-mediated signal transduction. NCBI's taxonomy places the organism in Eukaryota, Fungi, Ascomycota, Eurotiomycetes, Eurotiales, Aspergillaceae. Gene Ontology annotation, molecular function: GTP binding; GTPase activity. The transcript is spliced from 4 exons. The record is from RefSeq and is a predicted model, not a curated record.